Humulus lupulus (European hop) is the source of this 2115-nucleotide messenger RNA. RefSeq lists its product as uncharacterized. The transcript has 5 exons. The coding region runs from base 1 to 2115 and encodes 704 amino acids. The record is from RefSeq and is a predicted model, not a curated record. NCBI's taxonomy places the organism in Eukaryota, Viridiplantae, Streptophyta, Magnoliopsida, Rosales, Cannabaceae.
AUGGCGGAUAAGUUGCGAUCUAUUGGUUCUCGCUACACUUGGACUAAUAAACAGGAGGCUGGGGCCAGAAUUUUCUCUAUGUUGGACAGAGUGUUUAAGAAUGAAGCUUGGAUGGACAUGUUCCCUCAUUCUGAAGUUUUAACAAAUUGGGAUUUAAUUUCUGAUCACUACUUUUGUCUUAUUAAAUCCACUGUUACUGUGUUGCUGGGGGUGAAACCUUUCAGGUUUUAUAAUAUGUGGAUAGAGCAUAAGGAUUUCAGAAGUACUGUGUUGAACAACUGGUUUCAACCUUUACAAGCUCAUGGUUUGUCCUGCAUAAUGAGGAAAUUGGAUAAACUUAAAUAUGUGUUGCGUAAGUUUAAUAAAGAAGCGAUUGGAGAUGUGACGAUUAAUUAUUCAGUUGCUAAGGAGCAGUUUCAGCAGGCUCAGAUUGCCCUCCAGCAGAAUCCUCAUUCAGAGACCCUUAAAGAUUCUGUUCGGACUACUGGUCCGGAUGGUUUUGGUGCUGGAUUUUAUAAGUUUCUAUGGAAGGAUAUUGGAGAUGAGAUUUCAGGUGCUAUUUUGGGAUUCUUUGACAAAGGUAAGCUGCCUUCUGAGAUAAAUAAUACUACUCUUUCUCUCAUUCCCAAAGUGGAGAAUCCUUCUAAGGCAGUGGAUUUUAGACCGAUUUCUUGCUGUAAUACACUUUAUAAGUGUAUUUCAAAAAUGAUUUAUGACCUUAUUAAAGGUUACAAUCGUAGGAAUAUUUCCCCUCGGUGUGUUUUGAAGAUUUAUUUGAGUAAAGCUUAUAAUACUAUUGACUGGCUAUUCUUAGAGAACCUUUUGAAAGCAUUAUGUUUUCCUAGUAGGUUUAUUCAUUGGAUAAUGGUGUGUCUGAGGGGAACUACCUACUCGCUUAUGUUGAAUGGGAGGAUUCAAGGGAAGUUUAUUGGGCGGAAAGGGCUUAGACAAUGGGAUCCAAUAUCUCCCUUAUUGUUUGUUCUUGUUAUGAAAUAUCUUACUAGACUCCUUAUUCAAGCCUCGCAUCAUAAGGAUUUCAGAUUUCAUCCCAUGUCUAAAAAUCUGAACUUGGUUAGUCUCUAUUUUGCUGACGAUCUGGUGUUAUUUUGUAAAGGGAAUGUUCGCUCUGUCCAAAUUCUUCAGGAUGGUUUUUCUCAGUUUAGUGGUGCUUCGGGUUUAUCUAUGAAUUUGGCCAAAUCUCAUGUUUAUUUUGGUGGUUUGACAGUUGAAACUAAGAAGGAUAUUCUGGACUGUCUUAACAUUGAAGAGGGUUCUUUUCCUUUGAAGUAUCUCGGUAUCCCUCUCCGUCCUACCAAAUGGAAGGAUGGUGACUGUGGGAUCAUCAUAAAAAAGAUACAUCUUCGGUUGCAUUCUUGGGCUAGCUGUCAUCUUUCAUUUGCGGGUCGUGCUCAGCUCAUUUACUCUAUAUUACUGGGUAUUAGGUCCUAUUGGAUGAGUAUUUUCUUACUUCCCCAAAGUGUCACUCUUGAGAUUGAUAGGCUUUGUCGGAAUUUUCUCUGGGGUUCAAAAGGUAAUCGAAGUAAACUGCAUUUUAUAGCUUGGGAUCAUGUUUGUUUGUCGAAAAGCUUGGGAGGCAUUGGGUUCAAGGAAGGAUUGAAAUGGAAUAAAGUUGUAUUGGCCAAAUAUGUUUGGGCGUUAUCUUCCAAACAAGAUCUAAUUUGGGUAAAGUGGGUUAAUAAAAUUUAUCUCAAAGGUAUGAAUUUUUGGGAGUACAACCUAAUGGCUGAUGUGAGCUGGUAUUGGAGGAAGUUGGUGCAUCUGAGAUCCUUUCUGACCAGAUGUACUUUGGAGGAUGUAGCUUCAGGUAGGAAGAUUCAGUUGAACAAUCUGUAUAUGCUGCUGCUUCAUCAGAGCAAAGUGAGGUUUGCCAAAGUGCAUAUUUUGCAUAAGAUCGCUAAUUGGUUGGGUAUUUCUAUAUGGCUUUCCAAAUUCUGUGAAUGGAUUGCUUGGAUGGAUGGGAGGCCUAAAGCUAUUUCUAGUAAUAGAGUUCUUUUUCUGAUUAAGGCUAGCUUAAAGGCUACAUUAUUGGGUAUUGCUAGGAAGAAGCUUGGAAUACUUGAGAAGACUUUUCUUGAUUCUAUGAAUCAGUUGUAA